ACAGCUAAUGGAAUCAAUUACUUGAAUAUUGAACGGGAGUCUCCAAAGUCUAAACCACAGCAAGAAACACCUGAGAAAGUACGGAAAUACUUUCCUGAAACUUGGAUUUGGGAUUUAGUUUCAGUGGGUUCCUCGGGAAAUGUGGAUGUUCCAGUCACUGUACCUGACACCAUCACUGAGUGGAAGGCUGGGAUGUUCUGUAUGGCUAACUCUGGUUUUGGACUGGCAGAAACUGUAGAACUGAAUGCCUUCAAGCCUUUCUUCGUAGAGCCAGUGCUCCCUUACUCUGUUAUUCAAGGAGAAGAAUUUCCUUUGAAGGUCACCGUCUUUAACUACCUACAACAAUGCAUUAAGGUUCAGGUAACCUUGGAAAAUUCUGAAGAUUUCAAAACUUUAGAUUGUGAAAGAUGUGAAUAUUCCAGCUGCAUCUGUGGUGGUAAAACCAAAACAUUCUUUUGGAGUAUAAUCCCAGUAUCCAUUGGGGAGGUGAACUUCACUAUUACUGCUGAAGCAGUACAAACUAAUGAGCUCUGUGAUAAUGAAAUUGUAAUUGUGCCAACAAGAAACAGAAAAGACACAGUGAUCAAACCCCUUCGGGUGGAGCCUGAAGGUACUAAGGUGGAAAUGGCAAAGAGUUUCUUCUUGUGUCCUAAUGGUUCCACUUUACUGGAGAACAUUUCUGUACAGCUUCCCCAGGAAGUAGUGAAAGGAUCUACAUCAGCCCACAUUUCUGUGUUCGGUGACAUAAUGGGGACUGCACUGCAGAACCUGGACAAUCUACUUGCCAUGCCUUAUGGGUGUGGAGAACAGAAUAUGCUGCAGUUUGCUCCAAACAUCUUUAUCUUGCAGUAUUUGGAAAAAACUGGUCAACUAACUCCAGCAAUCAAGGAAAAGUCCAUUCACUUUCUGAAAAGUGGGUACCAAAGAGAACUAAUGUUUAAGCACCCAGAUGGUUCCUACAGUGCAUUUGGCAAUAGCGACUCCGUAGGCAGCACCUGGCUUACUGCAUUCGUCCUGAAGUCAUUUGGGCAGGCUACACCUUAUAUCUUUAUUGAUGAUCAUCAUAUGCAACAGGCAAUAAACUGGCUUAGAAAUGUCCAGUUACAAAACGGAUGCUUUCAAAGUGUAGGAAAACUCCUGCACAGCUCAAUGAAGGGUGGAGUUAAUGAUGACAUCUCAUUAUCUGCAUAUAUUGUUGCUGCACUUCUGGAAAUACCAAAAUAUGCUCCUAAAAAUACAAUAUCCCAAGGCUUAUUCUUCUUGGAUACAGCUGUUCGAAGCGUAACCAACCCCUACACUCUUGCGUUGAUGGCGUAUACUUACGCACUUGCUGGACGUAUGAUGACACGGAAUCAUCUGCUCAGACAUUUGCAUUCAACAGCCAUUGACAAAGAUGGUAUGUUACACUGGAAAUAUUGGAAUCAUGCUAAAAAUGGUGAGAACAUUGACGAUCCUUACAUCUGGUACCAGGCCCCUUCUUCAGAGGUAGAGAUGGCAGCUUAUGUUUUGCUUGCCUUGAUGUCAGUUCCUAAUCCAUCUUCAAAUGACAUUACUUCUGCGGCGAAGAUUGUGAAGUGGAUUACAAAGCAGCAGGGUCCAUAUGGUGGUUUUGAUUCUACACAGGAUACAGUUGUGGCCCUUCAAGCUCUGUCCAAGUAUAGUGGAUGGACUUAUAAUAACAAAGGUCAUGUAACAGUGAGUAUCAAGUCUAAGAAGAAUUUAGUGGAAAAGUUUGAGGUGAACAAAGACAACCGUCUACUGCUUCAGCGAGCAGCUCUGACAGAUAUUCCUGGAAACUACACAGCUGAAAUCAGUGGAGAUGGAUGCAUAAUUCUUCAGGUGGAGAUGGUGGUAGCAGUCCCUCCUGCUAUGAAUGUGAUGUCAGUUUCUACGGAGAGACUGACCAUGAUGACACCCCUAGUGAGGCACAGAACCGGUGAAUAUCAUAAAUGUUAUUACAGUUUCCAGUACAUUGAAUGUAAUGUCACCCACACUGAAGUCAGUGUUGCAAAACUGAUUAUUCAUAGUUCUGUUGGAAAACUUUUGGAAGACAAAGUGCAAGUGUUACGUACAUUGUUUUUCUUUCAUGAAAUACCAUAG
This is a messenger RNA of Protopterus annectens (West African lungfish), 2100 nucleotides long. RefSeq names its product alpha-2-macroglobulin-P-like. Bases 193 to 2100 code for a protein of 635 amino acids. The record is from RefSeq and is a predicted model, not a curated record. Lineage: Eukaryota; Metazoa; Chordata; Ceratodontiformes; Protopteridae. The transcript has 16 exons. Gene Ontology annotation, molecular function: endopeptidase inhibitor activity.